UUUUUUUUUUUUUUUUUUUACGUCGCGGCCUAUUGCGCCGGUAGGCUUCUUCCCGGUGGGGCCUGAUGGUCGGCCCAGCCCGUUCUGGCGCAGGCGAGUGUUUAUAGUGGCGCCAUCUUGCAUUGGCUCAUGCUGCCCUCCCGGAGCUCAUCUUUAAUCUAGAAUCCGGGUUGAUAGGUGGUCUUCUGGAUAGCAUGUGGGUAGUUUUAAGCCACUCGGCGGCGGCUGAAAAAUCCCAGCUUGGUGGCACCGGGCGGGGAUUGAACUCGCGUCGUCCUGAACGCGGCGCCGUCACGCUAUCCAUUCAGCCACCGCGUCUGAGAAUACGAAUCCAGCAGGUAGAAAGGUACAGACUAAUGACACUGUGCACGUCCUCCAACCCGCAGCUCAGGGCCUUGAUGUUGAAGCUGUGGGCGUGUCGUGUGUGGGGCCGCGGGUGGUGGCUGGCGUGGGCGGCGGGCGUGGCGUGGUGGGUGUUUGUGGCUGCGCCGACCAUCCUACCCUCACUCUACUGCAGGCUUGACUGCAGCUCCCUCAAGGCCUGGUUGGACCCCCCGUCGCCCAUCAGUCCACUCUUCCUCUAUCACCUUCGCCAGUCGGUGGUGCUCCCUCCCCAGCGGCGGCCGCCUCACCCCCUCACGUCCACAGACCUCAACCACCCGCCCUGGCUGGACUUCGGCCCGUGGCGCUACGUGGAGUCCAUCCUUCGCUUACUCUUUCAGGACAAGAGUGAUGGUGUGUUCGUGGAGGCCGGCGCGGGGACGGGCGUGUUCAGGUCUCACACAAUGUGGCUGGAGUGGCGGCAGGCGUGGAGAGGUCUGCUGGUGGAGCCCCGCCCGGAGGCAUUCGCUCAGCUGAGGCGUCGCAGGAAAGCCGCCGCGGCCCUGGCGUGUGUGUCUGACGAAGGAUACCACAAAAAGGGUCAGCUGUGGUCCCCGGCAGGCACUGAUGAUCUCCCCCCGCUGUACCGCGACACUGCCCUGGCACGCUCCACCCUCGCCAAGUACGUCAUCGAGGAGGACCGGGCCAGCGGAAGGUCCUCGGCGGUGCAGUGCUACACCCUCAACGCCCUGGUGAGCGCCGCCCUGGGCCGCAGGACGCGGAGCGUCGACCUGCUGUUGCUGGACACCGCCGGGGGGGAGUACCGCAUCCUGGCCACGCUGGAGGGACUGAACGUGGCGGUGUUGGUGGUGCGGCAUCACGACGAGGCCGACAAAGUUUUCAUCAGCGGCACCGCAGACUCGCUGGGCCUGAAGCACCUGCCCUCCGUGCUGCCCGGCUCUGGCUUCCUCUUCUUUAUGGACACCGCACACAAAGAGAGGAUGAAUGACCUCAACCUUACUAACUUUAACCCUUGAGGGACCCGAGUAAUAAGUAAAGAGUUUAGUUCUGAGAGACCAAGGUUAUAAUAGUCUACUUUUAAAAGACUGAAGCUUUUAGUAUCGAUUCUACUUUCAAGGGACCGAAUCGUUCAUUAUCAAGUAUAUUUUCAAGGGACCGAAUUACUAAGCAGUAAGUCUCCCAACAUUAGUAUCAGUGCCUUACGUGUCACUAUACAGGUAAUCUCGAAGCGCCCCAGUCCUAAACCCUUGAACCUCUUGAACCCUUGAAGAACUAGCAAGUUUUAUAUUGCCCCCGAUCUGCUGUCAAACCUCUCAUGUCACGACGGGAAUCUCUAAGCCUAGUUUUGACUUCAGAAAAAUUGAUGAUCAAAGAUUUCUUCCUUAGUAUCGUAAUCCCCUCCUCUUUCUCACAGUCUUCUACCUCUUAAAUUCCGCCGCCAUGUUGCCUCUCUAUCUAUCUUCUAUCGACAUUUUAGUGCUGGCUGCUCUUCUGAACUUACUAACUGCAUGCCUUUCCCCCUCCCGCGGCCCCGCUGCACUCGACUUUCUACUCUAGCUCAUCCCUGUACUGUCUAAACCCCUUAUGCAAGAGUUAACCAGCAUCUCCAUUCUUUCAUCCCCUUCACUGGUAAACUCUGGAACAGCCUUCCUUCGUCUGUAUUUCCUCCUGCCUAUAACAUGACCUCUUUCAAGAAGAAUGUAUCAAGACACCUCUCCACCCGAAAUUGAUCUCUCUUGUGGCCACUCUUUACUUUUUGCUUUGUGGGAGCAACGGUCAGCGGGCUUUAUUUCUACACUUUCUUUUUGUUGCCCUUGAGUUGUUUUCCUUUGUGUAAAAAAAAAAAAAAAUCCAGUGCCUCAACACCCACGUCUCUCACGUCAGUUUUACCAUCUUGACUCCCAAUGUUACCCCGACGAAAUUAAUGUUACCACUAGUACAGAUUUCACAUUUAGCCCUCUGAGCGGCACCUGCAAGAACAGGACGUCCAGGUAUCGCGCUCCACUACUUCAAGAUCCAUGUCCGUUGAGUCGCUUCAGGCCACCUCGGCCCCUAGUGUUCUCCUGGCGAGGUGAAUGACCCCUCUAGUACAGGUUUCACGUUCAACUCUUAGAAGACACAAAAACAGGGCGUCCAGAUAUCGCGUUCAAAUGCUUCAAUAUCCACGUCCCUCAAGUCGUUUCAGCCCCCAGUAUUAUCCUGGCGAGGUGAAUGACCCCUCCUAGUACAGGUUCCAUGUUCAACCUUCUGAGGGGGCACUUACAUAAAGAUGACGUCCAGGUAUAAAAGUUUUAUUAAUAGCAUCACAGGAUAAACUGGAUCACUGAUAUAUAUGUACACACACACGCACGCACCGGCCAGUCAGCCCCGCCCCCCAGUCACUCUCCCGCCGAGGGGGAGGGGUGGUGGUGGUGGUGGUGCUGCUGGCGGCGCCGUGCGUGACACCAUACAAAAAGUUAUCACCCUUAUUAUUCACCGUUACCAGGGGAAAACACCGAACUCACGUACUCACAUAGAAAACAUGUCUAUAUUAUUAUGAGGGGCAGCUCGCCAACUUGCACGCGACAUUUCAUUUAGUAACCACAGCAAGGGAAAACAAAUUACUCUGAAGAUUUGAGCCGAAGUAUAAGAAUAAACUUUUUUUAGAUUAUAAUUUUGGGGACCAGCAUCCAACGCUGAGAUAGCCUGAUCAUGUGUUAAGGAGAGAUGAGCCAAAUAGAAGAGCCUGGAGAGAAUCUAUUGGAGGGGGAAGAUAUAAAGGGAAACAGAGGGUACGGUGGAAAAAGUAGGAAAGUUUCGUUUAGUCGGCGCAACAUCUGUGGUCAUAUGCCGGAGAGAGACAGAAGGGGAAGGAAUUAUAGGAGAAGGGAACAGAUCCCAGGAGACAGGACACAACCUCCGAUUAAUUCUUGGUAUCCAUUCACUGCUGGGUGGACAGGGGCGUAGGGUAUCGGAAAAGCCGCCCAAAUUUUUCCACUCCGCCAGGGAAUCGAACCCGGGCUAUCUCGGUUGUGAGCCGAGUAUGCUAACCACUGCGCCACGAAGCCCCUCUCAGAGAAGAAGGAAGAUGCAAUAGACAGAAGUGAAUGGCUUUAUAAAGGGAGACAACGAAAGCUUGCCGUGAUUUUGCCAACACAUAAUUUUUACACUUCAGCUCAAUUUCCAAUGCAUUAUGUUUCUCCCUGAAGUUCGUUACCAAGUAGAAUGCCGAGGACAAUUUCGCAAACACACCUUAUUCUCGCCCUCCGACCAUUCUCUGAGGCUAAUAUUAUGAUGUACUACGGUAUGUAUGUAUAUAAUGAUGAUAAUAAUAAUGAUGAUAAUAAUAAUAACUGACGUUUUGUAUGACGAUUCACUAUUGUUUUUGUUGUUUUGUCGCUAUUUCAUCGCUACAUUGGCAGUGCAGUAUAAUCACGCCACACCGGGAGAGGCGAGGCGGGCGAGGCAAACAGAGAGACGGGGCCCUUAAUAAUUCGUCUCCGCCGCUCCCUCGAUCGGAUAAGAGAAGACAGGCAGGCAGGGAGGCAAGCAAGUAUAUGAUGCGUUCUUGGGGGAGGUUGGAAAGUUGGAAAGUUUCGUUUAGUCGGCGCAACAUCUGUGGUCAUAUGCCGGAGAGAGACAGAGUGGGAAGGUGAUAUGCAGGAAAACCGUAUUCGAGUUCCUUGACAGAGAGGUUGUUGUUGUUGUUGUUUACGAGAGAAGGGUAGAGAACGAAGUAUGAGAGAGAGAGAGAGAGAGAGAGAGAGAGAGAGAAUUAUUAGACUUUCAUAGGGUUACGACCGUCUGAGUGGAUGUCUGUGCUAAGAAGCUUGGUGGGGGUAAAGGAGGAAGAGGAGGAAGAGGAGGAGGACAGGAAGGGGAAUGCAGGGGAGGGGAGACGUAAUCUAGUCAACUGUACUACCACGUCAGUCCUGUAAAGUGUCUGUUAAUUGUCUGUUAUGAAGUGUCAGCAUUUACAACCCUUAUCUAUUUCCUCCCCACUAAAGGGGCUAUUACACUGGGCAGAUUCUCCGUGGAUCUUGUCAAACCACGAUUUCCGCUGGCGUGGUUCUCAUAUUUCCGCGGUUUUCUGACGUGUCCACGAUCUUCCAAAGCUACGGUAGAUUUCACUGAAGGACGACGGUAUUACUCACCAUCAUCAUCAGCAGCAAUAACCAGAAACAAAUGAGAACCACGCUAGCAGAUAUCGUGGUUUGACUGAAGAUCCACGGAAAAUUUGCCCAGUGUAAUAGCCCCUUUAGUGUCUUAACGUCCACAUAAACAAACAAAUCCACUUCACUAUUAAAAGCCAUAACGGUACAAAAAAAAAAAAAAUCAAAACUUCCCUCUCUUCUCAGCCUUUCCCUCUUAAGUUCCACACCGUUAAUAUAUACAAGAGUAAGUUUUUUUUUUAGGUUAGUCUAUGUGAUUAUAUUGCUUCACGCUUAUCGAAAAAAUACGUCUGUAAAGGUUUAAGGGCGCGGUCCAUUUUAGUUACGACACAGACCAGAUUUGAGACAUAAAACAAAAAUAAAAAGCCCGCAUCAUGAUCUUCCUGUACAGCAAAUAGGUAAUGAUGUAUAAAAAGAGUGUGAUAUUUAGGCCUGUUUUUGUCUACCUGCCUUUAUGUCUUAAUCCUUUCACUUGAGCCUGUUCCUGCGUCUUUGUCCAUCUCUUCGUCAGGUUGGGGAUGUCUGCUUGUGUGCCCUUAUUCCUGCCUUAACUCUUUCCCUUGAUCCCGUCCCUUCGUCUGUCUGUCCAUCUCAUCGUCAGCUUAGUCUAUAUACACCAAGUCAAGUCAUCCGCAGGUUUGUGGGAGGAGACACGGCCGAGGCGUAGUUUAUGUGUGACACUGCUUGGAGCCAAACUAGAGAAUGUAGAAACAGGGAUUUAGAGAAAACGAAGAAAGGCGGACUAAUUUAAAUCAAUCACAUCAUGCCCUCCCUCACACCCCACACCGCCGUUUGUGUCAUUGAAAUUACAGUCACGCAAUAGCACAAUAAAGACAUUUUUUUUCGUCAGUGGCUUGCCUGAACGCGCUGUGAAAGGAGGCGAGAAUGCACAUCCAGAGUGCACACACGGCCCCAACUUUAGUCACCCCUGAACUGGCGAGUAUUUUUUUUAGCUCCAAGUGACGUCAUCCCGCUGCUCCGCCCCAAAACCGCCACCUGUGCGUACCGUUCGCAGUUUUGAAGCAGAGUGACUUGACUUGGUAUAUAUAGACUUAGUUCGUCAGGUUAGGUUGGGUUAGGGACGUCUGCUAGCCGUCUGCCUGCCGAAGCCUUUUCCCUUGAUCCCGUUCCUGUGUGUCUGCCCAGUUUUCCGCCAGGGCACGUUAGGUUUGGUUAGGUUAGGGAUGUCUGCUGUCUGCCUGUCUACCUAUACCUCCUUGCCUGUCUGUACGAUACGCGCGUCUCUGUCCGCCACGCCCGCGCUCUGCUCUCCACUAAGUCUACGAUAUCACAUAAGGGGGUUGUUAACGUGUCACUGAGAGCAGGAGUCGUUCACAGUGUUCGGGAGACGACGACGACGAUGACGACAGAACCAUCCAGCGCGGGCCGUACGAGACGCUAAAUGUAUAGAGACGGGGAAGGAGGGAAGGAAAAAAGUAUUAACGUGUGGGGGCGACGGGGUGAGGGAGUUGAACGAUGAGAUACACACACACACACAUACACGUACACGACGCACACGCACACGCGCAUAUAUACAGGUGGUUUAGGCAUCCAUUUGACACACCGAACAGACACAAACACAAACACACACACACACGUAAAAUAAUUAUAAACAUGCGCAGAAAGAUACAUGACGUCCUUAUCUAGGUACUUUAAGAGGCCUUGUUUGUGGUGAUGUUUAGGGGGAGAUUGAAGAGCGAGAGGAGAGGGAGAGAUGAAGUUGGGGUAAUGCGGGCAAUUAAACUCUCAGGUAACUCCUUGAACGUUAAUUACCGUCUACAUCACCUUAAUGUUCGCUCGUGUGUGUCCGUAGCUGGCAAUAUUUCCUCGUAAACAAACGGUCACUACUCUCCCGGCCACGUCUACAUCAUGACUGCCGCAAAACAUCGACUUGGCAUCCUGUAACUGUCAUGACGAAGCUCCGAACCAUGAGUCGAAGGUUCAACGAGCGAAGGACAAAUCGAAACAGACGAAUUAAGUGAAUAUAACCCGGAAUUAUUUUUCCCACAAGGCCUUUUGCUUCGCUUUACACAGGAAGGCCAAAUCGAAUCAUAACAAACAAAAUUAAUAUAAACACUCGAUUCUUCUUCCUAUCAAGGCCAUUCGGCAUUAUAAUCACUAACACACAUUUUGCUUGCAAUACGAAAUUCAAAUCGAGCCUCACGAACAUUUCUAUCAGUCAUUCCCUUUACUUCCCCCUCAUGGCCCUCCAGCAAACAAUCUUCCAUCAUUCACUUUGCUUCUAAGUCUGGUAAUGUGAGAUUCCCAGCAUCCCGCGUGUCGCCGAACAGUGUAGGACCAAGGCGAGGAGAGGAGACAUCGAUACACACGUUUGACAAGGCUUUCGCAGGAGUUUUGAGCAUUUCCAUGGGUAGUUUUAUGACCCUGGUGGUAGUCUGACCAUGAACUUGAACAAACACUCAUGAGAAUGCGAAUAAACUCUUUCUCGGCCUUGGGAUAUAGUUGCUGCAAGAGGCGGAAGGGCCUGAGAACAUCGACCAUCAUCGACCCCCCCGUGCAGCGCCGUGUGGAGGGAAUGCACGUGGGCGGAGAGACGAGGGAGAAUCAAUAAUUGUAACCCGGGACGUCCAUCGACCACUGAGAGAGAGAGAGAACAUAAGAACAUAAGGAGUCUGCAAGAGACCGGUUGUCCUAUACAAGGCAGCUCCUGUACAAUCAACCCCACCUUACUUCACCAUCCAUGGCUUUAUCUAACCUCUUCUUGAAUGUAUCUAUGGUAUUGGCACCCACAACAUGGCCCCCAAGAGAGAGAGAGAGAGAGAGAGAGAGAGAAUGGCAGCAGGGCAAGAGAGGGAGGAGAAAGAGCAGGAGGCAGAAGGAGGGUGGGACGGAAACUAAAUUGGAGAAAUAAAAAAAAAAAAGCGAGGGAGGGAAAGGAAGAGGAUAGGAAGAAGACCAAGAGAGAGAGAGAGAGAGAGAGAGAGAGAGAGAGAGAGAGAGAGACGCCCGUGUCCUCCUCACUCGAGACAUUGAUCUGUUCUCAUUUUGGUCUUUAUGUUACGGGGAAUCAAUACAUCUUGAAACCUUUACGUCCUAAGCUUAACACAUGUCUUAUCUCUACUUCCAUAGCUUGCAUUUCCUUGUAUUACUUUGUUUACCGAAAUCAGUACGGGUUAAAAUUUUUGCUAUAUCUUAAUACAUAUCUUAACCCUGUAGCAGCGGGAAUCAUGUUUCUUAAUGGUCCCUCCAAGCGAGAAAAAUGAGAAAAAAAUCACCCCUCACACAAACCAUUUUAUAAUACAUAUCGAAGCAUUUGUGAUCAUAUGUAUUAUCUUUUGGGGGACAAGACGUUUAUGGCUUCCUACAAAAGGCUGGCGUUCUCAACCUUCUCUAGUUUUUAUUGGCCUUAUAUUGUUGUAUUUUUAUCAUGGUUUAAAUUUUAACUGGAUUUAUAUAAUUUUAUUAGUGUUGGUUUUAUCACGUUUUUAAUUUUAAGCUUAUAUAUUUUUAUAAGAUAAGUAAUUAGUAUUAGAUUCGGCGCCAAAUGACCCCGAAGUUGAGGCGCCAAGACAGACCGCCCUAAUAAUCAAUCAGUUUAUGCAUCAUCUAUUUUGGGGGGUUUAUAUCAUGGCACAAAUUUGGCCCGUCGCUGCUACCUGGUUAACCCCACUCCCAUGGCUUGUACUUCUUUGUAUUACUUUGUUCACCGGGAAGCGAUGCAUCUUGAAGCAUUUACGUCCUAAGCUUUAUAUUAAUCUCGACCGUCUCCAUAGCUUACACUUCCUCACUUAUGUGUAAGGGGAAUAAAUGAAUUUGAAACUUUUACGUCCUGAGCUUUAUAUAUAACUUCACUUCCCGUGUUAGUAAGUCCUUCUGUUACUGAUCUUUCUUAUCUUACUAUAAUAGCCAGAGAAUUUACCCUCGCCGCUGAACACACACACACACACACACACACACACACACUCAAAGAACUAACGCCGACGCUUGAGAGGCUCCUAAACAGAACUGAAAUAAGAGAUAUUCUUAAUGGUGUUUCGUAGCUUUGAACCCUUGAACGAAUCUCUCUCUCUCUCUCUCUCUCUCUCUCUCUCUCUCUCUCUCUCUCUCUCUCUCUCUCUCUCUCUCAACAGCUGCCAUCUGAUAACGGGAAGCAUUGAAUAAUAAAUGGUCGGUGUUUUUCUACAUUACAAUAAAAAAAUGUGCAUAGAACGAUAUUUUGAUGAUAUUUUCUCUCUCUCUUAUCUGUGAAUAUUUUAUGGUCACUGUUCUUAAACGCUUAGUACUUUUACAUCAUCCCUUUUCCUUGCUGCAAUAGUAAGGUAGAUUUGUCUCUUUUCUUUCCUCUAAGGUGAAGUCCUAACACCCGCCACCAUUACCUCAACGCACUCAACAUUUAUAUCAAAUGUUCGGGCUGACGGUAUCUCUCUCCUCAUCUUUCCUCAUAGACAUUUCCCGUGAAGUUAAUCCUAGAACACGAACGAAUCUUUUCGCUUGUAAUCCUUCUUUUUUGUUACAGCCAAAGUUGAAGGACAAAAAAGGAAACAAGAUGAAGAAAAAAUAAAGGAAAAAAAGAUAAAGAAAACCCCCCCGCAAAUCACAGCUUCCAGACAGAGGAGAAGAGCAGUAUCGAGGGAACGGUCAUUAAGGUUGUAUGUUGAACGUUUUCUGCUGUGGUUGUCCCCUUUUCAAGUACGUGUGUGACAGUCUAUUAAAAACUAUUAAAACAUUCGGUAAAACAUAAAACCCCUUAAAAACAUUCACUCUAAGUCUAUAAACACCACGUCAAGUCAUACGCAGGUUUGUGGGAGGAGACACGGCCGAGGCGUGGUUUAUGCGUGACACUGCUUGGAGCCAAACUAGAGAAUGUAGAAACGGGGAUUAAGAGAAAACGAAGAAAGGCGGACUAAUUUAAAUCAAUCACUUCAACAUGCCCUCCCUCACACCCCACACCGCCGUUUGUAGGCAAUGGAAUUAGUCGCGCAAUAGCACAAUAAAAAGACAUAUUUUUUCGUCAGUGGCUUGCCUGAACGCGCUGUGAAAGGAGGCGAGAAUGCACAUCCAUAGUGCACAUACGGCCCCAACUUUAGUCACCCCUGAACUGGCGGGUAAUAUUUAUAUAUAUAUAUAUAUUUUUUUAGCUCCAAGUGACGUCAUCCCGCUGCUCCGCCCCAAAACCGCCUCCUGCGCGUACCGGUCGCAGUUUUGAAGCAGGGUGACUUGACUUGGUAUAUAUAGACUUAGCAUUCACUAACCUUAUCCUGUUCCUCCAAGUUUAAAGUCUUAAGGAAAAGACAGAAAGAAUCAUACAUUAACAUUUCUCAUCACUGCCUGUUGGUUCGUAAAGACGUACCGUCGGCCUGCACCGUCACGUACUUUCCUUUACACAAACUUUUCAUUCCUAUUCGCCAAGCCAAAAUCUUUUAAUAAAUCUGCAAAAGGCUUUCAUAGAGCCUAAGGGGCUUACACACCCACAUUUAACCUGGUAGCUGCGGGGAUCAUGUUUCUUAAAGGCCCCUCUGAGCGAAUUAAUGAGAAAAAAUCAUCACUCACGCAAACCAUUUCAUAAUACAUAUCAAAGGAUUUGUGAUCGUUUAUGCAUCAUCUAUUUUUUUGGGGGGGGUUAUCAUGACAAAAAUUUGACCCGUCGCUGGUACAUGGUAAUGCCACAAAUUUGUCCCGUCGCUGCUACCGGGUUAAUAAGGCUUUCGUUGAGGUUUUGUUGGCAUUUCCAAGGGUAGUGUUAUGAGCCAAGUGAUAGUGUGACAAGGCUUCUGCAGCAUGGACGUGAAAAACACUUAUGGGAACCCGACUAAUCUCCUUUGUAGCCUUUGGAAAUAUGUGUUGUGAGGGCCGAAAGCUUGACAAUACGGUCCACAGUGUCGGCGGGGAGCGGUGACCAUAACACAAGCGGGGAACAUCUGACCUUUGCACGCGUCCCCCACACCAUCUCAACACUUCUUAGGACACGACACCCGACACAGGUUAUAAGGAUGGUACAGGUUGCCCGCAUUACACAGAUACAGUAACCAAGCUAGAAGGGGAGGUAUUCAGAGAGCCAAGCCGUGAGACCUCCCUAGGGAUUUGUGAUGUCUAUGGUGAUGGAAAAGCGUAUACAAGAAGGGUGAGAGGGUGGCGGAUAGUGACGGUGGGUGUGGUGUUGAGGUGAUGGAAGGUCGGUGGUGGUGGUGGUGAUGAUGAUGGACAGUGUGGAGGUGGAGGCGGUGAAGGUGGUAUUAGUGAUUGUAGAUGGUGGUGAUGGAAACGGUGGAGAUAACGAGUGGUUUUAGAAAUGACAAUGGUUAUGGUGGUGGAGGUGAUAACAAUGGUGGAUAUGGUGGUGAUGGGAAAGGAAUGAUGAUGCAGGUGGUGAUAUUAUGCACAUAAAAGUGGAAAUGGAGGUUGUGGUGGUGGUGAUGGUGGUGGAUAUGGUGAUGAUAGUGGUGGUGGUGGUGACAAUGGUGGUGAGGGGGCUGCUCUGAGGAGAUUCCCUGCGUGACUUGUGAAUUCGGAACACACACACACACACACACACACACACACACACACACACACGCACACCAGCCAACACUCGGCGUAAAAGACGUCUACGGUGAGGGUUUCGGUAUUCGAGAGAUGCAUUGAUUAUCUGUCACGGCCACGGUCACGGUCACGGUGUAUGCACAGGUAUUAUACAGUGGAUGCGGUAAGGCAAACAGGUAACAACAUCCUCGCGGGAGACGGUGAUGGCGGUGGAGUGAGGCUGCAACCUUCCCUCCACACGUCCGUCAUCCCCUGGCCACACCAAUAACACAAAGGGCCUGAUCAUCAUGGACCUCAAGCCGCCACACUCACCUCUCACACAGACACAAUAAUAAUAUCAAGAAUAAUAAUGGUAAUUGAUGAAUAAUUAAAUAACCGCACGAUAAUACAACCUUGUUCGUCCAGACACACGAUCGCCGUCACUUUCCUCGCAUUUCUCGUCAACGGGUCGAUUGCCGUGCUGGAGAACAACUGCUCGGUAGAUAACGAUGCCAGUCAGUCACCCAACCGGCCAGCCUGCCAGUCAGCCAUCCUCCCAGCAAUCAGUCAGCGAGCCAGAAAAACAGCCAGUCAGUCACCCAACCAGCCAGCCAGUCAUCCAGCCAGCCAGUGAAGGAGCCAUCUAUUCAGGCUGGUGUGUGGGUGACCGUCAUCUCCGUGGACGAGGUGAUGGCGGUGGUGAUGGUGGUGGUGGUGGUGGUGGAAGUGGCCGCUGGUCCCCGAAGCGUUGCCACCAGACAUUGGGUCACACGGAGCGUCAUGUCUAUUCAGGUUCCUUCAGACCCUCCACUGCAGCUCUGAAGCGGCAGCACACUGAGGGGAGGGGGAGGAGGAGUGCCUCGCCUCCUGGCCACGCCCCGCCCGUCCCUGGCUCUCUCCCGGCCACGAGGGCAUCGGCAGCUUCCCCAGGUGGCCUUUGAGAGAACACAGCCAAGGUGGCGAUAAUGACUGUGAUGAAAUUUGGAAGUCUGAGUCUUUCUGACGAAUAUUUUUGUACUGAACUUGCGUUGUUGUCAGAGAUACCCGGCUGUGGCUGUGCGAGGGAGGGAGGGAGACUGAGACAGACAAGGAGCAUUCCGUGGCCGCUUCGUCACCCCAGGUCGGCGUUAUCCCCCUUGGCUUGACACACACGAAUAUCACAGCAAAGGUCGGCCGAGACGCUGCCGGAGCGGGGCUGACAAACGAGUGCGGCCUUGAGCAGGUGGGGGGCCGGCCAGCAGCAGCAGCAGCAGCCGUGGUGGAGGCGUGUCUGUGGCCGCCGCCGCGUACAAACACUACAGGCUGAGUCUACCCACUACUAGGAUCAGUGUGUGUAUCGCAGAGGAGAUGAGCGUCGUGGAUAUUACUCUUUUCCUUUGUUGUUGUUUUGUGUAUCUCCAAACAACUGUUGAUGGUGAUGAUGAACAAGUGUGAUGCGCGUCUUACAAACAUAAGUGUGUGUGUGUGUGUGUGUGUGUGUGUGUGUGUGUGUGUGU
Messenger RNA from Eriocheir sinensis (Chinese mitten crab), 12448 nucleotides. RefSeq lists its product as uncharacterized. The transcript is spliced from 6 exons. The record is from RefSeq and is a predicted model, not a curated record. NCBI's taxonomy places the organism in Eukaryota, Metazoa, Arthropoda, Malacostraca, Decapoda, Varunidae. Bases 195 to 1358 code for a protein of 387 amino acids.